GUUCUUUCGUCUUACAGGAAAUGAACGGACGACUGCUGAGAAAUCAAAAGCAACAUCAUUUAUCUGUCAGGAGGUGCUACAGGGCUACUACAGGAAAAGCCUUUUUGACUAGAUAGCGUAAAUAAGAUGGAGACUAGCACCACUACUGUGUACGGGGCCUCCUUAGCCGGUGGCGAGUUUGACUUUAUGAAAUUUAUCAAACAGCCACAAACUAUCUUACGGAUUUGUAGUUGGGUGUUUGCCAUUGUGGUUUUUGCCACCAUUACAGCGGAGGGUUAUGUAAACACCUCGGAUACACCCCAGCUGGCUUGUGUGUUCAACCAGAACGAUGGGGCAUGCCAUUACGGGCUGGGCAUUGGGAUCAUCACCUUCCUUGCCUGUGUGGCUUUACUCAUUGCUGAUGCUUACCUGCCCACGGUAAGCAGUGCCCAGGACAGGAAGCGCAUCGUGACAGCUGACCUGGGGUUCUCAGGGGCCUGGACCUUUUUGUGGUUUGUGUGUUUUUGUCUCUUGGCCAGUCAGUGGGCAAAAACCACUGAGAGGAAAGGCAUCCAAUCUGACUCCGUACAUGCAGUCAUCGUCUUCUCCUUCUUCUCCAUCAUCACCUGGGGGGCACUGACCUAUCUUGCACUGAUGAGAUUUCGCCAAGGUGUAAAUGAGAUCACUCGGAGCUCUGUCGAAUCCCCUCCAGAUCACACCACCCCUUAUACCACAUCCUACGUUCCUCCGGAUCAUAACUCACCACACCCCACCUCUACUUACCCCUCUGUGCCCUCCACCCAUUCUGACAUCUACCAGCCUUCUGCUUUCAUGCCCAAGUCAGAACCAAUGGUGCAUAAUGACUACCAGCCUCCAACCUACUGAUGGAAAUGAAGACCCUUCUUGAAAAUGGCAAACAGGGAUGAUUGUUGCCUAAACACAUGACAGAGCAUGGGAGGAAUUUGAAAGAGCAGCCAACAAGAGCUUUUGUAUUGACUGGCACUCCUUGAUGUUGAUUGGUUCUCUCAUUUCCACUGAAUUAUUUGUGGUUGUCUUUGGGGACAUAGUCUUUCUGUGUUUGAAAAGUGCUGCCUUUUUUUUUUUUUUUUCUGCAUUUGUAUGUUCAUGUAGCCUAGAGAUUAGCACUGAUUGCACAACUCAUGCUUAUAUUGUAAGUGAAAUUGUUGAUGGUGGAGCAGACUAUUUUUGCUCUCAAGCUCAUAGUUCAGUAAUGUUUUAUUUGAUCAUUAGACACAUUUGUUUUCAGUGGGUAAAUUGUACCAUGACCCUGAAUAUUAUGGCAAUUUUGAAUAUUAUGGCAAUUAACUGGUCAACUUGUAGUUUACUGUGAGAUGGUGACUGCUCAGGUUUUUUAAAUGAAAAAGAAACUCAUGAGUGGCACAGUCAGAUGUUAGCGUUAGGUAUUGCUUAGCAAGCAGCUGAUUCCUUAAUAACUUAACAUUCAAACAUCUUCGUGGAUGGCAAACCAAAAAAACAACAAUGUCCUACUCCAGUGCCAGUUAAACCAGUUCAUUAAUGUGCAACUUGAAAUGUUUGUAAUUCUUGCCAUACCUCAGCUGCAUUCUAAUUAUACUAGUGUUCCUCCUUGCUGUUCAAAGAACCAUUUAUGGAGCCCAAACUGUUAUUGAUAGGAUGUUCUGUAAUUUCCCAUAUAAUUGAAUCAAACAUGCUCAAACAAUCUUCAAAACAUACUACUUGGAUGUGAUAUUUCACACAUUUUAGACCUACUGUUGACAAUGUUAGUGAGCUCAGGUUAAUUCUGUUGUGCAGGUGAAUAUCAUAAGUUUGCAGUUUUUUCAUUUGUUGUCCUUUUCUGUAAGGAAUAUCACUCAUAGCAUGCUUUUGCCUUUGUUCUGUCCUCAUUGCUAGCUUUGCUCAGUCUAAUUUCCCUUGAACUUUAAGAAUAUUUUUUCCUCAGAUGAAUAUGUUGCUAAGAUAUUGCACUUCCAGGAUAUGCCAUUGCAUUUUUUAUUGCAACUUAACAGACUUAAAAUGUUUAUGGGUUUGCACUUGUUACAAUAUGAACUGCAUAAAAUGUCAUUGCACUUGAAGUAUGAAUAGCAUGCAAAUGCUAAAUGUUCAGUUUGUGCACAAGCGAGAAGAAAACUGUUGUAACGAGAGGAAAUAAAACUCCAUACCUACUUACCA
Molecule: messenger RNA, 2148 nt
Organism: Electrophorus electricus (electric eel)
Lineage: Eukaryota; Metazoa; Chordata; Actinopteri; Gymnotiformes; Gymnotidae
Gene: syngr2b
Product: synaptogyrin 2b
Cellular component (GO): neuromuscular junction; synaptic vesicle membrane
Source: RefSeq, a predicted model, not a curated record